Aedes aegypti (yellow fever mosquito) is the source of this 2400-nucleotide messenger RNA. Its product is annotated as facilitated trehalose transporter Tret1. Gene Ontology annotation, molecular function: transmembrane transporter activity. Lineage: Eukaryota; Metazoa; Arthropoda; Insecta; Diptera; Culicidae. The record is from RefSeq and is a predicted model, not a curated record. The transcript is spliced from 3 exons. Gene Ontology annotation, biological process: transmembrane transport. The coding region runs from base 811 to 2286 and encodes 491 amino acids. Gene Ontology annotation, cellular component: membrane.
ACCCGUUCGGCUCAGUCAGUCCCUUACGAGACGCGCAUUCGGGCGGUUGACCUGCGCGUGCCUCUUCGAGAGUCGCAGUGGCCACAUGGUCUGUGAACAGCUAAGCUAAGGUUUAAAUUUCAGUUCGAUUGAUUGGUGCACACGUUAUCGAUUUGUUGGACGACGUGAUACAAUAAAAUAUUAAAUAUACUCGUGUAGAUAUCAGCACCCGCUGUGAAGGAGACAUUAGGUGUGAUUUUUUUGGCUGAACUAUUAUUUAACAUGGAGGUGCUGCUGCUGCUGCCUUCGUGACUGCUUUAACUGUUGGCUUGUUAACAAUGCAAAACCUUUGAAAUAUGAAUAGCUCCUCAAGUGGAAAGUGAUGCAUCAGUCGCCAAACCUAACUGCCAAUGUUUGUCUAGUGCGGGGAGUGAGUAACUUACGUCUUUCGAGGCGAGUGUCUUGGGUGUAGAAUUCAUCGCCGAAACGAGUAGGAAGAACACUCGGCCUCAUCCAACCUUGAAGUUCUGCGAGGUCCGGCUUGCGAAAGGCUUUGGGAAAUCCGCAUGUGAACGGUGAGAAGAGCGGUAAUUGGCUCCGGUAAAAAGUGGAAGACGCUUCGAGGCAGAGUACGUGAGCAAACAUUUUACCAUUCCCUUGUCGAUGGAGAUGAUUUAGUGAGUUGUGAACAGCUGAUCUGCUACUCAUCAACCUGCAUCAGAGACGUUUUUUGGGGGUCACCAACGCGUCUCUCAGCUGCUGCUGCUGACCUAGAUUCAGUGACGAGGCAUAAAGUUCGUUGAGUUUUGGGUGUUUUAGAUCUAGGUCAAAAUGGUCAUUCGUCAGAACAUCCAGGACAAAUCGUUCAUCGAGAGCAAUGUAGCCGCCAAGAGGUUCUCCCCGUUGACUAGACAGGUUAUCGCAGCUACGGGGCCGAUCAUUGCGAGUGCGGCGGCUGGAAUGACCAACGGAUUUUCGGCGAUUUUGCUACCGCAGCUACAAAGUCCAGGCAGUAACAUUCAGAUUACGAAUGAACAAUCAUCAUGGAUUGCGUCCAUGGCACCGCUUCCGAUGGCAGCUGGCUGCCUGUUAGGUGGAUUCUUGAUGGAGAAGUUCGGGCGCAAAGUUACGCAUCUCAUUUUGAGCAUCUCGUUUGCCGUUGGAUUCUGCGUGUUAUCAGUGGCCCUAUCUUAUGAUAUGAUAUUAGUGGGAAGAUUUAUAACCGGGUUCAGUUGCGGAUUAGUUGGGCCGCCAGCGUCUGUGUACAUAGCCGAGACUAGUCAUCCGAGAUAUCGCGGAAUAUUGCUGGCGGGUGUUACGUUUGCGGUGUCGUUCGGAAUAUUUUUGUCCCACUUGUUCGGAACUUUAUUCCACUGGAAGAUGGCUGCCUUGUAUUGUUCGUUCUUUAUGGUGGCUAGCUACGUGCUAGUUGUAUUUUGCCCGGAAAGUCCUUCUUGGUUACUUUCGAAGGGACAUGGCCGGGAAGCUGAAGCAGCUUUUAGAUGGCUCAGAGGGCAUGAUGCAGAAGCGCUGAAAGAAUUUGACGAGAUGGUAGCAAAAUACAGCGGGUCGUGCACUGCGGGGAAUUCCCAAGGCUCGAAGCUUAGUCUUAAAGAAAGUCUGCUGAAACGAGAGUUCAUUUUACCAUUAAUCACACUGCUGGUAUUUUUCUUCACUAUGCAAUUCUCUGGUGUCAACAUCGUUGCAUUCUAUUCCAUCUCCCUCAUGAAAACAACCAUCGGUAGUAAUAUCAACGAGUACUUGGCUAUGCUUAUCGUUGACCUCGUUCGGGUGAUAACUUCGUUAUUUGCGUGUGUCCUUUUGAAGAUGUUUGGACGAAGACCGUUGGCCAUGUUGAGUGGGGCCGGAACUACCAUAAGUCUGAUUGGUUUAUCAAUAUUCCUUUACUUCCAAACUAGUAUACCGGUCUACCAGAAUCUCUCCUGGAUGUCGCUGAUAUUCCUUAUUAGUUAUAUAAUUUUUAUCGGUAUUGGACUCUUCCCUCUACCGUGGUGCAUGAGUGGAGAAGUGUUUCCCAUUGCAACCAGAGGCAUAGGAACGGGAUUAACGUCGUCGUUCAAUUUCGUAUGCUUUUUCGUGGUAAUCAAAACAGGUCCUACGCUGUUCUCGACCGUCGGCACCAACGGGACGUUCAUGAUCUAUGGAAUAAUUUCGUUGAUCGGAACGCUGGUGCUGUACAUGAUUCUGCCAGAAACAAAGAAUCGCACUCUGCAGGAAAUUGAAGAUGCAUUCAAGUCGGGUUGGCGACCUACGGAGAAAACGGCAAUUGUUCAAAAUAAGGUGUGAUAUAGGGAUAAGCCAUUUUAUGAUCCAAGAUACAUGGAUAGUUUGCAUUGAAACGAAUAGCAGCAGUUGUCUGGUAGACAUUUUUGUUACCUAGGAUAAACAGGUUUGAAUAUA